Messenger RNA from Propithecus coquereli (Coquerel's sifaka), 1158 nucleotides. It is a transcript of the gene CNR2, whose product is annotated as cannabinoid receptor 2 (macrophage). Gene Ontology annotation, molecular function: cannabinoid receptor activity. Gene Ontology annotation, biological process: cannabinoid signaling pathway. Gene Ontology annotation, cellular component: membrane. Bases 31 to 1104 code for a protein of 357 amino acids. NCBI's taxonomy places the organism in Eukaryota, Metazoa, Chordata, Mammalia, Primates, Indriidae. The transcript has a single exon. The record is from RefSeq and is a predicted model, not a curated record.
AAGCCCAGUGGAAGCCAAAGGACCCACCCCAUGGAGGGAUGCUGGCUGAUGGAGACAGCCAAUGGCUCCAACGAUGGCUUGGAUUUCAACCCCAUGAAGGAUUACAUGAUCCUGAGUGGUCCCCAAAAGAUAGCCGUUGCAGUGUUGUGCACCCUUCUGGGCCUGCUAAGCGCCCUGGAGAACCUGGCUGUGCUCUACCUGAUUCUGUCCUCCCACCGGCUCCGCAAGAAGCCCUCAUACCUGUUCAUUGGCAGCUUGGCUGGAGCUGACUUCCUGGCCAGUGUGGUCUUUGCAUGCAGCUUUGUAAAUUUCCAUGUCUUCCAUGGCGUGGAUUCCAAGGCCAUCUUCCUGCUGAAGAUUGGCAGCGUGACCAUGACCUUCACAGCCUCUGUGGGCAGCCUACUGCUGACCGCCAUCGACCGCUACCUCUGUCUGCGCUACCCAUCUGCAUAUAAAGCUCUCCUGACCCGUGGGAGGGCACUGGCGACCCUGGGCGUCGCGUGGGUCGUCUCGGCACUGGUCUCCUACCUGCCUCUCAUGGGAUGGACUUGCUGUCCCAGUCCCUGCUCUGAGCUUUUCCCACUGAUCCCCAAUGACUAUCUGCUGGGCUGGCUCUUGUUCAUCGCCUUCCUCUUUUCUGGCAUCUUCUACACCUACGGGCACGUCCUCUGGAAGGCCCAUCAGCAUGUAGCCAGCUUGGCUGAGCACCGGCACAGGCAGGUGCCGGGAAUGGCCCGGAUGAGGCUGGACGUGAGGUUGGCCAAGACCCUGGGGCUGGUGCUGGCUGUGCUGUUCGUGUGCUGGUUCCCGGUACUGGCCCUCAUGGUCCACAGCCUGACCACCACGCUCAGCGACCAAGUCAAGAAGGUCUUUGCCUUCUGCUCCAUGCUGUGUCUUGUCAACUCCAUGGUCAACCCUGUCAUCUAUGCUCUGCGGAGUUGGGAGAUUCGCUCCUCCGCCCAUCGCUGCCUGGCCCGCUGGAGGAAGUGUCUGAGGGACAUUGGGCCUGAAGGGAAAAAUGAAGCCCCAAGGUCCUCAGUCACCGAGACAGAGGUCGAUGUGAAAAUCACCCCGUGGACAGAUUCCAGGGACCCGUACUGCUGAUUGCUGAUGUGUCUUCUUUCACAGUUUUAAACAACUUGAGUCAGAAAUCAUUUC